UUCCUCUCCCCUCUCCCUGCACACCCAGGCUUACGCAUCCAUGAAUACCUGUAUUUCCAAGUGCUGAGCCCUGGAGACAUCCGGUACAUCUUCACUGCCACUCCAGCCAAGGAUUUUGGUGGUGUGUUUAACACAAGGUACGACCAGAUCCACCUGGUGCCAGCAGAUCCCCCCGAAGCCUGUGGAGAGCUGAAUAAUGGUGUCUUCAUCCAGGACCAGAUCGCCUUGGUGGAGAGGGGGGGUUGCUCGUUCCUGUCGAAGACCCGUGUGAUCCAGGAGCACGGCGGGCGGGCGGUGAUUAUCGCCGAUAACGCCUACGACAACGACAGCUUCUACAUCGAGAUGAUCCAGGACAGCACCAGGCGCACGGCCGACAUCCCCGCGCUCUUCCUGCUGGGCAGGGACGGGUACAUGAUCAGACGUUCCCUGGAGCAGCACGGGCUCCCCUGGGCUGUCAUCUCCAUCCCUGUCAACGUCACCAGCAUUCCCACCUACGAAAUGAUGCAGCCCCCCUGGACCUUCUGGUAGCAGCAGGAGGCUGUGGUGGUUCAAGGACUUCUUGGUGGAUCCCAGGAGCUGGCCUCAGGGAUCAGGUUUGAAAAGGAAGUCCCAACAUUCUCCAGACAUCCUACCACCCAGCCUCACCAGGUUCAGCAAUGGAGAGCUUUCUGCUGCCACCAGUGUCUGGCUGAAGACCACCACCCAUGGUGACAACCCAUGGUGAGCCUGGCACU
Chaetura pelagica (chimney swift) is the source of this 734-nucleotide messenger RNA. It is a transcript of the gene PRADC1, whose product is annotated as protease-associated domain containing 1. The record is from RefSeq and is a predicted model, not a curated record. The annotation marks the transcript as partial. NCBI's taxonomy places the organism in Eukaryota, Metazoa, Chordata, Aves, Apodiformes, Apodidae. The transcript has 4 exons.